AUGCUUAAAUGGCAACGCACGCAAAAAAUUAUGGCGCUUGUACCUCCCGCAAAAGCACCCUCCGAUGACAGCAGCACAUCUGAAGAUGAAGUUAUAAUCAAUAAUUACACAAAACCGAAAAAACAACAAUCAUCUGACUCAGAACACAACUACGAAACAUCUGAACCACGUUCUUAUCCCUCUGAAAUUGAUGACUUAAGCUUAGAUUCACAUUCCGAAGAUGAGAUUCCUGCGACGCCAUCACCUAGGCCACUACAGCUACAAAAUGAAAGCAAGUCAUACUUACCCAAUUCCAAAGAAAAUUCUCGUCCGACGACGCCUCCAUCGCCAACUCCGCCUCAACAAAAUGAUUGCAACAUACCUGAAGUACCAUGUUCUGAAGUCCAAACUCCGAUUUCGUCUGCGUCGAUGCCACAAGAUAUAAUGAAUGAUUCCAUACUCCACAUACCAACAAUUCCCUUGUCUCCUUUAAUUAACCAAAUGUUUUCACCAGGCCCGUCAAAUCAGCCGCUCCCAUUCACACUGAAUUCGGUCUCAUCAGUAUUAUCACCUAACAUGUCUCCAGCAGCACCUAAUACACGUUCAAAGCGACGACAGAACACAAAACCUAAACACCCAGCGGCAAAAAAAGUAAAGAAGUUUGUAAGAAAACCUCUAUCAUUCAAAUUCAGAGCAGGAAAACUACAGUACGCAGCUAUAUUUGAACCACCGAAACACGAUUUCUCACCCGAUCCACAUCAUUCAAUCUUAGAUUAUUUCACUGACUUUUUUUUCAAAUGA
Parnassius apollo (apollo) is the source of this 780-nucleotide messenger RNA. The record is from the annotation of a GenBank genome assembly. NCBI's taxonomy places the organism in Eukaryota, Metazoa, Arthropoda, Insecta, Lepidoptera, Papilionidae.